Molecule: messenger RNA, 1894 nt
Organism: Papaver somniferum (opium poppy)
Lineage: Eukaryota; Viridiplantae; Streptophyta; Magnoliopsida; Ranunculales; Papaveraceae
Product: catalase-2-like
Exons: 8
Coding region: 145-1623 (492 amino acids)
Biological process (GO): hydrogen peroxide catabolic process; response to hydrogen peroxide
Cellular component (GO): cytoplasm; plasma membrane; peroxisome
Molecular function (GO): heme binding; catalase activity
Source: RefSeq, a predicted model, not a curated record
GAGUUAAAUAAGAGUGAAAACAGUUGAGGCGUGUGUCUUAUAAAUAAACGAUAAUCAUCUGAAAAAAAAGAGGUGGCAUAGAUUUCAACAACUCUCCUCUUCUUAUCUCUCUCUCUCAUUAACGAAACAACUCAAAGAUCUCCAAUGGAUCCUUACAAGUUUCGUCCAUCAAGUGCUCAUAAUUCUCCAUUUUUCACAACAAAUUCUGGUGCUCCUGUUUAUAACAACAAUUCAUCACUCACUGUUGGAACUAGAGGUCCAAUUCUCCUUGAAGAUUAUCAUUUGGUUGAAAAGCUUGCUAAUUUUGACCGUGAGCGCAUUCCUGAGCGUGUUGUACAUGCUAGAGGAGCUAGUGCCAAGGGUUUCUUUGAGGUUACCCAUGAUAUUUCUAACCUCACCUGUGCUGACUUCCUUCGAGCUCCAGGAGUUCAGACCCCUGUCAUCGUUCGUUUCUCCACUGUUAUCCAUGAGCGUGGAAGCCCUGAAACCCUGAGAGACCCUCGAGGAUUUGCAGUGAAAUUUUACACCAGAGAGGGUAACUGGGAUCUAGUGGGUAACAAUUUCCCUGUAUUCUUCAUUCGAGAUGGAAUGAAAUUUCCUGACAUGGUCCAUGCUCUCAAACCCAACCCGAAGUCCCACAUUCAGGAGAACUGGAGGAUCAUGGACUUUUUCUCUCACCACCCAGAGAGCUUGAAUAUGUUUGCCUUCCUCUUUGACGACAUCGGUGUUCCACAGGAUUACAGGCACAUGGAUGGGUCUGGUGUCAACACCUAUAUGCUCGUCAACAAGACUGGCAAAGCACACUACGUGAAGUUCCACUGGAAACCAACCUGUGGUGUCAAGAGUUUGCUUGAGGAUGAAGCCAUCAAGGUUGGUGGGGCUAACCACAGCCAUGCUACCCAGGAUCUCUAUGACUCUAUCAAGGCUGGAAACUAUCCCGAAUGGAAGCUUUUCAUCCAGACAAUUGACCCUGAUCACGAGGACAGGUUUGAUUUUGAUCCACUUGAUGUGACAAAGAUCUGGCCAGAGGACAUCCUACCCCUUCAGCCAGUGGGUCGGAUGGUCCUCAACAAGAAUCCUGACAACUUCUUUGCAGAGAAUGAACAGCUUGCCUUUUGCCCUUCCAUUAUAGUCCCUGGUAUCUACUACUCGGAUGAUAAGCUGCUUCAGACCAGGAUUUUCUCAUACUCAGAUACUCAGAGACACCGUCUCGGGCCAAAUUAUCUCCAGCUUCCAGUCAAUGCUCCAAAGAAUGCUCACCACAACAAUCACCAUGAAGGUUUAAUGAAUUUCAUGCACAGGGAUGAAGAGGUCAAUUACUUCCCCUCGAGAUUUGACCCUGUUCGCCAUGCCGAAACGUACCCCAUCCCACCAGCUGUCUGCAACGGGAAACGUGAUAGGUGUAUUAUCGGAAAGGAGAACAACUUCAAACAGCCUGGUGAGAGAUACCGUUCCAUGACACCAGACAGGCAAGAGAGAUUUCUCUGCCGAUUUGUUGAUGCCUUGUCAGAUCCAAGGGUCACCCACGAAAUCCGCAGCAUCUGGAUCUCAUACUGGACUCAGGCUGACAGAUCUUUCGGUCAGAAGCUCGCAUCUCGUCUCAACGUGAGACCAAGCUUUUGAGGCUGAUGAUAGGACAGACAGACGUCUGAGAGAGAGGGAGCGAAUUGUAGAAAAUGGAGCCUGGUGUCAAGUCGCUGAAACCCAAAAAUGAUGAAAAUCCAAAUUCAUAUAUAUGUUAUGUGUACUUUUUCUGUAAAACAAAGAACAUCUCAAGUCCUCUACUCUGCUAAUGAUGAUGAGAUUACUAUGGAACAAGUCAUGUAAUAAUAAUAGUACCAAUAAAUUGCAGUUUGAUGCUUGCAAAUUAAAAUAGAUUUAGUUUAUUCUGAAA